CAUUGAGAUUGCUGGCUAUGCCAAGAGCAAGAAAUACUAUGAAUACGAACUGAGUUCUCGUUUUAGACUAUCUACUUGGAUGGAUGCCACCCAAAUCUGGUCGAGCUCGGGUGCUGCCAUCGGAUCGGGGCAGGGACCUUGUGCGGCGCGGUGGUGUUGCCUUUGACGCUGCAGUCGUCAAUGCCACUCAGGGGGUGCCGAGUGUUGGGUCGGUUGCCCUGGGACUUCACGAUGAUGAUGACGAUGACGGCGUCAGCGGUGCCGAAGGGCUGACCAAGACACGAUGCAUGAUGAGUGAUGAGCGGUUUCUCCAUCCCAUGUCCUGUUCUGUGUUUACUUUGAGCUCGGCUCCAGCAAUUAGGGCGACACAAUACUGGCGCUUCCCACAGCCAAAAGGAGGUUCGUCUCAAAAUAGUCCUUGCUUUCUUUGAUGUUUAUGGGGAACACGUCCUAUUUUCUCUGGCCAUCUCACCACUAAAUUAACUACAACUUAUUUAGAUUCUGAAUAAGUUAACAUUAGGUUUAAAGUAUAAUAACUGCAGUAAAGUUGAUCGAUUCUUCUAGAGCGGAAGCUACAGUCUGAUGAAAACU
Molecule: messenger RNA, 591 nt
Organism: Drosophila miranda
Lineage: Eukaryota; Metazoa; Arthropoda; Insecta; Diptera; Drosophilidae
Exons: 2
Coding region: 84-431 (115 amino acids)
Source: RefSeq, a predicted model, not a curated record